Messenger RNA from Danaus plexippus (monarch butterfly), 2439 nucleotides. RefSeq names its product mitochondrial cardiolipin hydrolase-like. Gene Ontology annotation, biological process: piRNA processing. The coding region runs from base 333 to 1136 and encodes 267 amino acids. The transcript is spliced from 7 exons. Gene Ontology annotation, cellular component: mitochondrion. The record is from RefSeq and is a predicted model, not a curated record. NCBI's taxonomy places the organism in Eukaryota, Metazoa, Arthropoda, Insecta, Lepidoptera, Nymphalidae. Gene Ontology annotation, molecular function: RNA endonuclease activity producing 5'-phosphomonoesters, hydrolytic mechanism.
CAAUGACAGAUGUAUAUUGUAACUUGUUAGAUUGUAGAAGCAUAGAUUAUCUUAGUCGUCUCAAUGUUUUGGGUGUAUUUUUUUAAAUAAAAGAUAUAUAUUAUUAUUUUCUUUGGUUAUUUUUACAUUUGGCAGUUAAAUAAACAACAUUCAAAAAAACGAAUUGGCUAUAAGGAGCUUUUUUUAUUAUUAGCUAUUUUUAUAAAAGUGUGGGUAGAUUUACAGAAGAAUAAAUUUGUUUAACGAAAGAGUAGUCAUUUGCGUGGACAUCAUGGUGGAAUGUUGAAAUCUAGUUUUUGUUUAUAUUUUUUUUCUCUAAUAUUUAAAUUAAAAUGGAUUGGAAAAGUGCGAAAAUUCUAUUAGCAUCUACCGCUACUGUGGUUGUUGCUUCCCAAGUAGUCAAAAAGUUGUGUAAUUACUAUUCCAACUCAAGAAAAAACACCCGGCCAGAGGAUGCAAGUGACGACGUGAAUAACGAUGUUCUUAAUAUUAGAAAUCGUGAAAUUAACGACGUAAUAUUAUUCUCGGAUGAUGUUGUACGACACACUAUCAGAGUUCCACCUAAUAAAGAUGUUACUAUAUGUGAAAGUAGGGAACUAAACUGCUUCAAAUUAAUAAAGUAUAUAAAAUCAGCACGUGAGACGUUAGACGUCUGCAUGUAUCUGAUAACGAGUAGUGAAAUAGCAGAACAAAUUAUAAGGUUGGGACAAAGACAUGUUUUAGUAAGAAUUGUCGUGGAUAGUGACAUGUCCAACACGCCUCCAUCUCAAAUAAACAAGCUUAAAGAAUAUAGCUUUAUUCAGGUGCAAACAAGUAAAAAGUCAAUACUAAUGCACCAUAAGUUUUGCAUCAUUGACGGACCUAAAGCCAUUAAACGAAAGAAUGUGUUAAAAGCUUGUGCUGAAAAAUUAAAUAUCCAUGCACAAUUUGCUAAGUACAACGUAAAAUCCCAAAUAAAAGCUAAACCAUGUAAGGGGUUCGUUAUGUCCGGUUCCUUGAAUUGGUCUACUCAAGCCAUGGUGUCAAAUCAUGAAAGUGUUAUCGUUACUUCACAUACCAAUAUAGUUAACAAAUUCGAGAAAGAGUUUGAAAGUUUAUGGAUUGAAGACGAACCGGCCCUGUUAGCAGCACUAUGAUUAAUGGCAAAAAGUUUAAAUAACAAAGAAAACUUAAUUCAAAUUAAUUUAAUUAUAUAAUGAUGAAUGCGCUUAUGAUGCAACACCACAUGUGCAAGUGUAAGUUAUGUGCUAUGGGUGCAGUGCAUCAAGAACAUAUCAUAAACAAAAAUGACAAUUUUAUAACGUGAAAUAGUGUGCCAUCAUAGUCGCUGGCUAUAUGAAGUAAUAUGUGAUUUAAAAUGUGCGCUUUGGAUGCAGUGUUUGUUAAUAGAUGGCGUUGGGAUCAUUGCUAUUCAAGUGAGAAAUCUGCUACUGCUAUUCGCCGCUAGAUGGCGCUGGAGCCCGGGUUCAGUGGCCGAUUACCACCAAAAGAUAACAAAUGUAUUGGAUACACAACAACAAGUCGUUACCACUUUCAGCAAUGAUACAACGCUACGUCGUCGGCGCAAUACCUUUAUUUCAACGUUUUCACCAUGUUACUUUUUUCUUUGUGUUACAACUGUAUUAUUGCCAUUAUUUACUCUCUACAUCUGGAAUUAUACGAAAUUUGCAGUCUACAAGUAUCACCGGAGCCACUGUCUUAACAUCUUAUCCACGUGAUAGUGUCUAACUGCAGUUUCGUUCGUUCUUAUGACUAUAUUUGUAACACCUAGUCCUAGACUACAGUCAUGCCAUUGUUAUCAUAUAUCUAGAUAAGAUCUCAAAGGAAAUAGAAAAAGUGCUCUUCAUUAACUAAGUUGUUUGACUUGAAAGUGUAAUAUAUGAUCCCACAAACAUUUUUCCCAUUUCCUUCGUGAUCGUGGCACGUCCGCGCAAUACUUCAUAAUGUAAUUUUGUAAAAUUUUGAUAAUUGACUAACAAUUACUAAAAAAACUUUCUAACGCAUGACGCUUUGAAAUACAUUUUUUUACUUUACAACUCGCGAGUGUGCAUGACGUGUAUAUUUAUAUGUAUUUGUAAUGAUUCAAUUUUUAUCUGUUGUUGAUCAUAUAUAUAUAGACUGACAUGCGUUUUAUUUCUGUGUAUAUAUAUAAUGUUUUAUAAGUGUAUGAUUAUGAAAUGUUUACUUCAACAAUUUAUCGUUAGCGACGAGAUCUGUUAAUGUCGUAAGCCGUGCUUCACGGAAAUUGAUUUUAGGUUGAGUUUCCCAAGAAUUGUGUUAGUGCUUAAAAUUCAAUUUUAGUCCUUGCAUGGCAAUACCCGGGGGUUGCAUUCUGGUUUUUUAUUAAUGAAAAAUUUGAUUAUGCAAUCUGUUAAUGAAUAUAUAUAUAUAUUUUAAUUGUGAUUUAUCGAUAUAUAAAUAAACAUUUACUUAAUCGAA